This is a messenger RNA of Monosiga brevicollis MX1, 1762 nucleotides long. RefSeq lists its product as uncharacterized. Gene Ontology annotation, biological process: proteolysis. The coding region runs from base 6 to 1607 and encodes 533 amino acids. The record is from RefSeq and is a predicted model, not a curated record. The transcript is spliced from 13 exons. Gene Ontology annotation, cellular component: cytoplasm. NCBI's taxonomy places the organism in Eukaryota, Choanoflagellata, Craspedida, Salpingoecidae. Gene Ontology annotation, molecular function: manganese ion binding; metalloaminopeptidase activity.
GGUGAAUGAGCUCAUCACCCGUCACGAUGGCCGCCGCUGCUAAGAUUGCCAAGAUUGCACCAAGCGUGCCUCCGACCGUCAUCCCAGUGGAUGUGACGACCAACCUGAACGAUGACAACGGCGAUGCUGUCAUCGUGGUAGCCCCCUUCACCGGUGACGUAGAGGGCGUCCCAGCUGCUCACAUUGAUGCCAUCGCGGCCAUCGAUGCUUCUGCCAAGUCCAAGGGGGGUCUGUACCUCAACGAGGCCUACGCCGGCAACCGCCUGAUUCUGGCCCCAACGGGCCCCUUGACCUCGGAUGGUGAUGAUGUCCGCUCCUUUGCCGAUGCCGCCCAUGCUGGUGUGGUGCGCGCCAAGGCUGCUGGCGCCAAGGCCCCCAUUCUCCUCGUUGCUGGUGCCGUUCCCGCGCAGCGAGUUGCUACCUUUGCCAAGGCCGUCGAGUCUGCGCUUCUCGGCGCCCUGUCCGCCACUUAUGUGCCCGUUGAGGUGCGCGAGGACCCUCGGGCUCCGCCCUCGGCCAGUGCCACCCUUGACCGCCUCUUGAUCUGCACGGCGCGCCCAGACAUUGCUGAUGUCAUUGGCCGUGUCGUGGCCAUUGAGGCCGGCCGCGCCGUCUCACGUGACAUUUGCGGCGGUGAUCCAGAACGCAUGGCUCCACUGCGUGUGGCCGAAUACGUGGAAGAGCUCUUCAAGGGUACCAAUGUUACGGUGGCCGUGGAGAAGGGCCCCUUUACUGAAGCCUAUCCGCUCCUUGCUGCCGUGGCCCGCUGCUCCGAACAGGUGCCUCGCCACGCCCCCUGCGUUAUCAACCUUGAGUACGCUCCAGCCAACCCUGAGAAGACGCUCUUCUUCGUGGGCAAGGGCGUGACGUACGACACUGGAGGUGCUGAUGUCAAGGCCGGUGGGAUCAUGGCCGGUAUGCACCGUGACAAGGGUGGUGCCGCUGCCAUCGCUGGCUUUAUGCGCACCGUCUCCAUCCUCGCCCCAGCGAACGUGCGGGUGGUGUGCAAAAUGUCCAUGGUGCGCAACAGCAUUGGUGCCGAUGCCUACGUGGCCGAUGAAAUCAUCCACUCGCGCGCAGGUGUGCGUACGCGCGUGGGUAACACGGACGCAGAGGGCCGCAUGGCCAUGGCUGAUGUUCUUUGCAAAGCCAAGGAAGAGGCGCUGAGCGCUGUGAACCCCUUCUUGUUCACCGUGGCAACUCUGACGGGCCAUGCCGUCCGAGCGUACGGCACAGGCUACUUUGCGACCAUGGACAAUGGACCUGCGCUGGCUGCCAACGUCUCAGCGCUUGUGGCCACUGCCGGUUUGAGCAUCGGUGACCCAGCUGAGAUUAGCACGAUCCGUCGUGAGGAUUAUGCGUUCAUCCGCUCCAAAUACGUGACUGAGGACAUUGUUCAGUGCAACAACUUGCCCUCAUCGGGCACCCCACGUGGCCACCAGUUCCCCGCCGCCUUUAUGAUUGCCACCAGUGGCAUGGACAAGCAUGGCCUGUGUUCCGACAAGCCAAUUCCAUACACGCACAUGGACAUUGCUGGCGCCACGCAGAUGUGGCCGACGCCCGUGUCAGGCACACCCAUUGCGGCCCUGACAGAGACUUUCUUGUAAGCAUGCACGAGAAGAAGACAUGUUGCUUUGGCCUUUGCCUGCACACUGUGCAGACCGUCGCCGGCAGGCAAUGAUCGUGAUCCAACGCCCCGUCAAUUGAUGGUAAUCCAUGCACGGUAGCGAACCCGGGCGGUUGGAAACGCAUGCUCGAUGCU